AUGCUUGCUUUUAUGCAGACCUUGAUUCUGCUCACCACAUUGAGUGCCGCCGUCAUUUCCGCGAGUUCCGUCAGCGUCUUCAGGUACGACCCACCCACCAGGAGCGGACCACUGUCCAUGUACAAAACCCGUGCCAAAUAUGGAGUCCCCAUUUCACCGGAGCUCUCGGCCGCCGUCAGACGCGCCGGCUUCAACAUCCACAACUUAAACAAACGGCAGCAGCAAAAGCAACAGGGAAACGUUUCCGCCUUCCCCUACAGGGGUGACUCGGAAUGGUUGAAUCAGGUGAAGCUGGGCACCCCGCCACAAGUUGUUAAUCUCCAGCUGGACACGGGCUCGGCUGAACUCUGGGUGUUUGCCGACAAGCACCCGACCGCCAAUAAAGCCGGUCGCAGAGUUUACAGCCCCUCGAAGAGCUCAACCGCGGCGCGUAUGCCCGGCCUGUCGUGGGAAAAGUCGUACGCCGGAGGAAACAGCGCGUCAGGUACUGAAGUGUACAACGAUACCGUGCGUUUGGGCGAUAUUGUCGCCCAGUCCCAGGCCAUCCUUCCCGCGACCGCCGCAUCGGAAUCGUAUGUCAAAUCACCCUACGACGGCAUUUUGGGCCUCGAGCUGGCAAACUUCACUGCUACGCUGCCGGUUAAAGCUCAGGGGCCCACAAACUUCUUCGAGACGAUCAAAUCAUCGCUCCCGUCGCCGCUAUUUGGUGUGGAUCUGAAGCAAGACAACGAAAGCUUUUUCGAUUUUGGCGUGGUGCCUACCAAUCGUUACCGCGGCGAGGUUGGCUGGACGCCAGUGAACCCCUCCCGCGUCAAAGGCAUGGAUUAUUCACGGUGGAAUAUGACGGCGUCCGGGUAUGCGAUCGGCGAUUCCAAAACUGUUCCCCUUAAGGCCAGGAAUAUGACGGGCGUUGUGGACACCGGUACUACGUUGUUGUACCUAGACAAACCCAUCGUGGAAGAGUAUUACGGCAAAGUGCCGGGCUCCCGAUAUGAUCCCCUUUUGGCUGGUUGGGUCUUUCCCUGCGGCAUAGCCCAACCGCUUCCCGACUUUUCGUUUGGGGUCGGCCCGGUCGGUAGCGCCGUCACUAUUACGAUCCCGGGUACAUAUCUUAAUUGGACCGAGGACGCACAAGCCAAAAUUGAUUGUUUUGGCGGCAUCCAGGAGUCAAUCGACCUAGAAGGGUCAAAGGUCUCUAUAUUUGGUACUGUGGCUAUUAAGUCCGCCUAUGUUAUUUUUGAAGACGCUCGCCCGGCAGCAAACCCAAGGGUUGGCUGGGCUGCUAAGGAUCUUUAA
Molecule: messenger RNA, 1296 nt
Organism: Pyricularia grisea
Lineage: Eukaryota; Fungi; Ascomycota; Sordariomycetes; Magnaporthales; Pyriculariaceae
Exons: 1
Coding region: 1-1296 (431 amino acids)
Biological process (GO): proteolysis
Molecular function (GO): aspartic-type endopeptidase activity
Source: RefSeq, a predicted model, not a curated record